Juglans regia (Persian walnut) is the source of this 969-nucleotide messenger RNA. RefSeq lists its product as uncharacterized. The coding region runs from base 1 to 969 and encodes 322 amino acids. Lineage: Eukaryota; Viridiplantae; Streptophyta; Magnoliopsida; Fagales; Juglandaceae. The record is from RefSeq and is a predicted model, not a curated record. The transcript is spliced from 3 exons.
AUGGCUCAUUUUUUCUUUCACAAAUUGCUCACAUACUUGUCAUCUGAUGAUGAGUUGGAUGAUGUUCUUAAUGCUGAGGCCGAUGGAGAGUCAUCGAGACAUCGUGGCAAUCGUCAACGUUAUAAGUUUAUUCAGCGUGAUCAUAUUCAAGGGCACGAGCACCCUUUCCGCGACUAUUUCGCAAAAAAUCCAAUAACCACAACACUUAGAAUGCUGGCGUAUGGGGUUACAGGAGACUUUAUGGAUGAAUACAUACGUAUUGGAGAAAGCAUCGCAAUGGAGAGCCUCAAAAAGUUUCGCAAGACAAUCGUAACUGUUUUUUCAGAUGAAUAUUUGCGAUCUCCAAAUGCCAACGAUAUUGCUCAAUUGCUUACAGUCGGUGAACAACGGGGAUUCCCAGGAAUGCUAGGAAGCAUUGAUUACAUUAUGCCCAGUUCACAUAACGAUACUAAUGUGCUAGAGAGAUCUUUUAUUUUCAUGGAACUUGCCCACAGGCGUGUUCCUCCAGUCAAUUACACAUUCAAUGGCAAUGACUACACAAUGGCAUACUACCUUGCCGAUGGUAUUUAUCCCAAGUGGUCAACGUUUGUGAAGACGAUUCCAUCAUCCCAUGGGAAUAAGAAGAAAAACUUUGCCGCAACGCCAGAAUCCGCAAGAAAAUAUGUCGAGUGUGCUUUCGGGGUACUUCAACAACGAUUUGUAAUCGUUCGUGGACCUUCCCGAUUUUUCAAAGUCAAUGAGCUUACAAAUAUAAUGAAAACAUGUGUUAUUCUACAUAACAUGAUCAUUGAAGACGAGUGUGAUGAUAGUCAGGGUCCGAACAUGGAAUAUGAUCAAGUUGAUGAUGAUAUCCCAAAACUGUUGCUCAAUCCAACAAACGAAUUCACCAACUUCAUUCAAUGCCAACAUGAAAUUAGAGACAGCUCGGCACAUCAUCAACUACAAGCAGAUUUAAUUGAAUAUCAAUGA